CAAUUAAUUAAAUGGUCUGGAAUGGAACUUUUCAUUUGUUCUUAAAUUUUUUUUUAAAUCUAUUUCAUGUGAAGUGAACAUGAGAUCCAAUUAAAUAUAUAUUUUGAUGAUUUUAUCAUCUGGAAAUAUGUUUCAAUGCGCAUCUUUGGGGGCUUUGGGUGGGGUUUUCUUAAUAAAAUGCAGUCCAGUAAAUUGUCCACACGUUGAUGGCUCUUCCUGAGUGAUCUUUCUUGGGGCGUUUCAGUUCUACAAUCUUGGACACAGAUCACAUUCACAAGAAAAAAUAGUUCAGCUAAAUAUUUGUCUGUGUCAAAAUUCAGUGUGAUGUGUCAUUUUAUGUCAGGUGUUAACUUAUUCAGUUCAUACCAGAAUAUUGAUAUGAGCAACUCCACCAGCAUCAUGCUGAUCUGAGCAAGUCAGGUGUGCUCCCAGUCAGGUGAGAGAGGAGCAGAUACUGACUAGAAAGAGAGAAAUAUUUCAAUUGCACUCCAGCUCAGAAUAUAAUUUUAAAUGUGUUUACUUAUCUUUUUAAAUCCAGAUUUAAAGCCAUUGGUUUGUAAGUGUAAAUGUUAUGCGGUUAUAUGGGAAGAUGUUUGGCUUUGUGAAAAUUUGUUUUGCAUUUAUUGAAGUCUUUUUUUCCUGUAAAAAUUCUUACCACAAUGCAAUUUUACGUAUGAGAGAAUAACUCACGUGUAGCUUAAGUGUCGCCAAUGUAAUUAUUAACCCGAGCACAUUGCUUUUGCAAAGGUCAGUGGUCAUACAAGAUCACUGCAAAUGUAGGGCAGCAGUGUUCAGUACUGAUUAGAACUUUGGACUCUAGACUUGAGAACUAAAGGUCUGUAUCCUGGGCAGCUGGCUAUCGUACCCUUAAGCAAGGAGUGUUGCCUUCAGCUACUCUCCUGUAAUAUUUAUGUAUUGAAAUGAGUUACAGAACAUGCAAUAUGUAAACUUCCUGGUGCCGUAAGCCACCCUUGGAAAAGACAUUCAGGGAUCCCAGCCCUGUCCUUGCUGAUUUGUGAAUAAUUUGACAGGUUACAUGAACUCCUUGUGCUUGGUGUGACUGAUGUUUUUCUGCCCCGGCUCGUUAUAAUGUUAUUUUCCCCUCUUUGAAAAGUGUCUGCUGAAAGGUACCGUUACUAUUCCUGUGUGUUAUAAUUAUAGAGCUGAAAUGGACUCUGGUUUACUGUGCAUUACUUAAAUUACAGGAACGGAUAAAUCACCUCCAUACUUCCGAGGCUUUAAAAACAGAUUGGGCUCCUGUGCAUGCCCACUGUAUUAUAAAACACUUGAGCAUUAUAAAACGAGGUAUGGUACAUCAGAAUGGCCCGCUUUCAAAAAAAGAAUGAGACUCCUUUCCAUGCAGUGAGACACUGGUGUUAUGUGAAAUGUUAAACCUAGCGCGUUCUGCUGCUGCUCUUUUCCUGUAUAUAGAAUAACCUUGUCUUCUUCAUUUUGGCCUGAGCCUUUGUUUAUUUUUAAAAAUGCUGACAGCUAAGACAUAUCGACUUUGUUACUAUAAUACAGGAUAAAAUAACUUUCUUGGGUUAUGUAAAGGUUAUGAAUCGAGUUAUAAGGACAACUGCGUGCACACCCACCCACACACAUACAGCACAGUACUUGCAAUUGUUAAAUAGGAAUGGAAAGGUCGUUGCAAAUGUAAAAUGUAUGUUUCAGUAUAUUUAAGGAAAUUCUCAAGUAUUUUCUGAGGAUGUGUUAAUUCAUGAAAAAAAUGAACAGACUGGAAAUCAAUAAAAAAGUACAGAAUUAUAAUUCUACAUUUGAAGGAAGUUUGGAUAUUUUUGGGGAGGAAAUCCCCCUCCAGACAUCCCCCCCCCCAUACCCACCAGAGAAGUGUUUUACAUCCAUUAAAGAAUGGUAAAUAUGGAUUGCUAAGCACUAAAAUACUUCGCUGCGUUCAUCUGUAAUUGUGCUUUUGUGCUUUCUGCAUAAUUCUGUCAAAUGAAUAUAAUCUGUAUGUUCAUUGUAUAUAAAAAUGGCAGGGUUUUGUUCCUUACAAGCAUGGAAAGCGUUUUACCAUGAAAAGCACUUGCUGUGCAGUGCUCUCAAUCCGGUGAUACAUACAGGGUGCUCAAUGGGCAGGGUCUCAGAGCAGUAAAAUUAGGGUAGCGACGAUAUAAUCGCUCUCUUCUGUCUAAAAAACAUUAACCGCCAAUGAUGAAAUUGUGUGUCCCGACGAUUACGCGAUAGCCCAAGCUUUAUUUUCUUCUUUGUGUCGGCAAUAAUGCUUCGGCUCCCUUCCGCUGCGUAUCCCGACCUAACCUCUCUUGCUGUACAUAUAUAUGUACUUCGUUUCCAUAGUAACUAUUACUUAGUGAGACGGGAAAAGUUGGCAGGGUUCAGUUAGCACAGACGGCAGUCUCAGACGGAGAAAAGCCCAGAUGUGCCUCAAGCAUCACAGUCACAUCAAAGCAUUUCAUUUGGAGCACACAAAGGAUAUCAGAGGGACUCCUCCACAGGGAAACCGGGACAUCAUUCCCAAAUCUGCUCCGGGUAAGUGGUUGCUUAGAGGGAGACGCCCACUGAUGUGCCAGUGAUGCUGUGCCAAAGAACGAGCCCUUCUCCAGACCCUUCUUUCACCCAAGAGGCCCAUGUGACCUAGUGAGUCCACACCCGGGGGAACGCAGGCGUCUGCCGGGACACGCAGAUGAGUUCCGCUCCGGACCGCGCCAAAGAAUGCCUCCCUCCCAAGAAGAGGGAGUCCAGGCAGGGCUCGUCCGAGCUCACCCCCGCCGAUGACUUCAAGCCGCCCGCGCCCCUCAGGACCCGGCCAGGGGGGAGGCAGCCUGAGAGCAAGGAGCCGGGCGAUGGGCCGCCCCCCAUUCCGCACUACGGCAGGGACCUACUCCCGCCGCCGCCCCCGCCCCCACCCCUCCCGGCCCACAAGUUCGCCCUGCCGUGGCCCCUGUCUUACCCGACGGCGACACCAGGCCCCUUCUCCACCCAGAUGGGGGAAAGAUGCGGCUCAAACUCACCUGCCUGGAGAGACCAGUGUGCCCGGGGUGUGGACCCCGCUGACCAGGCCACGCCCCACCACUCCCGGUGGCAGCGUGGAGAGGCAUCUCACGGCGCCUACAAGAGCCACUUCCCCACCGACUCCCGCGAAAUAUGGAGCUACUACAACGCGGGGAAGCACAGCUUCAGCCCCUCCCUCUUCUCCCACACGCACCUCUUCCCCCAGCCGCCGCUGUACCCAAAGGACCCCCCGGACCCCAGGAGGAGCUACCCAACCAAGAGGCCCAAUGGUUUCGACAGGAUGGACGGCCGGCACCUGCCCGCUGGGCGGCUGGUAUCGGCUCCGGAGGACUACCUGUAUGACACCAAGGUGAAGCAGACCACUUCCUCUCACACCAACGGAAAGAGGAGAUACCAGGACGAGCAGAGGUCAAUGAGCGGGGCUGCAUUAAAAGACAGCCAUGCACUUGAGGGCCCCAGCACGCAUUCCUCCCUGCAGGAUAAGGGCCCCCGAGCCACACUCAAAGCUCCGCCCCCUAACGCCUCUGACGCGCGGACCUUCAAAGUUCCCCUGGACGCCCUGAGCAUGGCGGGCUCUCCCGGGGAGGCACAUAUCUAUUAUGCACUGGGACCGAUGUACUCGGGCCUGCAGCAGCCACCGCUAGCAUAUCCACUGUACAGUACCCACAACCAGGCCCCUGUACUCCCUCUCUACGGGCUGCAGACAGACACAUCCCACCCCCUGAGAAACUCACAGCUGUCGCCAUUGGUGGAGGCAAUCAGUCGCCACAACAGUCACAGCCCAGAUCAAACCCCCGUCCCCAAACCCCCGAGUCACUCCAGCACCUCCCCAGGAGGCUACCGCUCGCACAGCACGGCGACGGCAGCCGCCCACCACAGCGGGGCCUCCACCAGCUCCCCUCCGGCUCCCCAGCCCUCCAUCCUCCUACCUCACUUUGCCAGGGGCUCCCUAAUCGAGUUGAGUGGCGGGCGACUGAAGCGGGUGGAGGAUCUACAGACAGAGGACUUCCUACUCUGUGCUGACACCAGCCCAGAGUUCCACCUGAGCUCCUGCACCAUCCUGCUCAUCUCUCCGUCCCCCGCCUCCGGCUUCUCACACCUGCAGGUCCUGCUCACCGACUGCAACACUCAGGAGUUACUGAAAGUCUUAGUGGAAUACCCGUUCUUUGUUCGCGACCGAGGCUGGUCUUCGUGCUGCCCACAGAGAACUGCCCAGCUGUAUGGGCUCCGGUGCCGCCAGCUCAGUGUGGGCGACGUGUGCCUGGCACUCACGCCUGCACCACCCGCCCUGCCCUCGACCGCCCUGCCCCGCAACCACGCCCGAGAAGGGGAGCCAGGCCGCGCGGCGCAAGGCGUGCACAAUCGAGCGGGGUAUGAGUGCAGCGCGCAGAGGCCAGAGAAGAUGGCGCCCCCCGCUCCCGCCCCACCUCCGCCUCUGGCACACGCACCACCCUCCGGGGAGCUGACACAGGGGCGCAAGAGACGAUGGUCUGCACCCGAGCUCCUAGGGACUGACAGGACCCCCCCAGAUUUACCUCACAGCUCCAAGCACAGGAAGCAACAGUAGCCCCCCCCCCCCCCCCCAAAACCCCCUCCCUACAACAGUUCCUCAUGGGUAGCCUGCACAGCCUAGAGAUUAAGGCAAUGCACUCGCUCCUUCACACCCACACAGCGCAGGGGGGAGAGGAGGAAUGAGCUCAGGGUCAGCAGUACCUCGGCCUGUCAGGUUCAAUGCGGAAGACUAUCAGAGAAACGCUCAGCGUCAUCUACGCUGUUCGGAAAUGCCAGGGAAAAAAAUGGAUGCUUUCUCUCUCUGUGCACGCAUGUGUCUGGUUGUGUUAGUGUUAAGAGAGGAUGAUGUUUUAAAAAAAAAAUAAUACAAUGUCUAAUGCACAAAGACAAUAUGACUUUAAUGGAGACAAUCAAAAGCGCAUUCUCAAUGUGUUUACGUUCUGUUUUUGUAAUCGUUGUCCCACGCCUAUUGAAAGUGUUUACUGCAGGAUUUAAAUUUUUUAUCUGUAUCAUGAAAGUAAAUUCUGUGGAAAAGAAAAUACAUAUAUAUAUAUAUAUAUAUAUAAAUAUAUAUUACAGAUGUUACAUAAAUAUGCUAAAGCGAUAUGUCAGUUUAAUGCAACUUCUUCGUCACUUUUGUAAUUCGUUUUUUCGCUUCUGAGCCGAAGUCACAGGUUGAUGGUCUGAGGCGGGCAGAGUGAAUGAAUGCAUUCCUUUUGCCUUCUUCGAGAGAGGGGGGAGUCACGUCACACGCUCACUGACUAAGCGUUAUACUCCAAUUUGUUUUUACUUUCUUUUUCUUGGAAAGGAAAAAAAAACACUAAUGAAGGGUGAUCCGAACCCACACGUAAGUCUUAGUGGCACAUGGUAGAUGGUCAUUCCUGACCCGGCCUCUGGCGUACAUUGGUGUUUAAAACAGCAUGUGCAAAGUGAGAGUCAUGGUGCUAAUAACAUGUUGGAACACAUUGCUUUGUGAUUGCUGACCCCUCUAUGCUUUAUUUGUAUUCUGUUCAUCGUAUGUUUGAGUGCAGGGAAAAACAAAGAAGAGUAUUUUGAAUUCAGAUACGGGUAUCUCUUAUGAUCACUUUCUCCACUUUAGCUCUUUUUCAUUUUGACUGAGAACAUAAUUUUGUUGUCAUUUCUCCUUUGUAAAUGUUAUAGCUAUAAAACUGUAUAUUUUUAAAAUUGUGAAUCUGUAUUAUGAUGUUCGCUAGAAAUAAAAAAAGAGCUUUAUAGAUUUAUAAGUA
Anguilla anguilla (European eel) is the source of this 5753-nucleotide messenger RNA. RefSeq names its product lysine-specific demethylase 6B. Lineage: Eukaryota; Metazoa; Chordata; Actinopteri; Anguilliformes; Anguillidae. Gene Ontology annotation, cellular component: nucleus. The transcript is spliced from 3 exons. The coding region runs from base 2666 to 4561 and encodes 631 amino acids. Gene Ontology annotation, biological process: nervous system development; negative regulation of transcription by RNA polymerase II. The record is from RefSeq and is a predicted model, not a curated record. Gene Ontology annotation, molecular function: protein binding; RNA binding.